AUGCCGGUCAUCCACCAGUUGACCUCCGAUAUUUCGGAUAAUCCUUUCUUAUUACUGGCUAUUGUACCGGUGGCACUUGUCUUGGUCCAGCUCGCUGCUCACUUCAAGGAUGCAUCCGGAUUGCGCUCGUACCCGGGGCCAUUCCUCGCCAAGUUCACGGAUGCUUGGAUGUUCUGGGUGGUUUCCCACAACCGCUGGUCAAGCACAGUCGACAGUUUGCACCGCAAAUAUGGCACCUUCGUCCGUCUCUCCCCGAACCACGUCUCUAUUUCCGACCCAAGGGCCCUUAACGCGAUCUACGGCCACUCGGCUGGCUUCAUGAAGGCGGGGUUCUACGACAUCUUCGCCAACUUCCGCGUUCGCAAUAUCUUCAACACGCGGUCGCGCACUGAGCACGCCCGGAAGCGUCGCAUAGAAGCGCACAUGUUUGCGCCCCAGAGCAUCCGCGCGAUCGAGCCCAUCUCCCACGCGCAUGUCUCUGGGCUCCUCCGUCAGUGGGACUACCUGGCAUCUCGCAUGCAGGAGGCUCAACAUGGAGCGGGCCCUCUCAAAGGCCAGCUCGGAUCGACUACCUGGAACGUGCAGAAUGGCCGCGUGUGGAUCGACUGCAUGCCUUGGCUCAACUUCUGGGCCUUCGACACUAUUGGCGACCUCGCGUUCGGUCUUCCCUUCGGCAUGCUCAAAGCCGGCAAAGACGUAGCCAGAGUUGCGAAAAAUCCCGAAGAAGGUUACAAGGCGAUCGAGAAGUUCUCCGAGGGCGCGGACAAGCUUUCAAUCGAGGAAGAAGACAUACCUUACAUUGAAGUCCUCAGUACACGCGCCGAGGCAAUCGCCCCUCUGGCGUUCAUUUCGCGUACUUGGCAGACAAUCCUGCAGCAACUCCCCGGGUACGGCAGUAAUCGACCUGCGAGUAAAAAGCUAGCGGCUCUAUCUAUCAUGGCCGUCGCACGUCGCUUGGCCAACCCGAGUGGCAGGCCGGACAUGCUCCAGAAACUGUUGGAGGCACGGGAUGACGACGGGAAGCCGUUGAGCCCAGUGGAACUGAGCGCAGAGGCUUUCGUGCUUAUCGUUGCCGGUUCGGACACCAUUGCCAACACCACCUGUGGGACGAUGUAUUACCUUGCUCGCGACCAGCGCGUACAGGCAACGCUUCAGGCAGAGCUGGAUGCGGCGCUCGCAUCUCUCGAUUCCGAAGUCGCUCCAUACGACGCCGUCAAGGAUUUACCUUACCUUGAUGCGGUGAUCUUCGAAGGGCAGCGCCUAUAUGCGACCAUAGGUGCCGGCUUGCCUCGCGAGGUUCCUGCCGGCGGCGCCACUAUCCUCGGGCACCAUUUCAAAAAGGGCACAUGGGUGAGCGUCCCGCUCUACCAUCUUCACAGGGACGAGUCUGUCUGGGGCCCGGAUGCGGCUGAAUUCCGCCCCGAGCGCUGGACCGAGGCUAGUCCUGAACACAGGAAACAGAUGAUGGACGCCUUCGCUCCUUUCUCUAUUGGUCCCAGGGCGUGCAUAGGUCGCAGUCUUGCCAUUAUGCAGCUUCAUAUCAUCCUGGCCACGCUCUUCCGCCGGUACCAAUUUGCUCUCAAGUCUGAUGCUCGGUGA
Molecule: messenger RNA, 1599 nt
Organism: Fomitopsis serialis
Lineage: Eukaryota; Fungi; Basidiomycota; Agaricomycetes; Polyporales; Fomitopsidaceae
Product: cytochrome P450
Exons: 6
Coding region: 1-1599 (532 amino acids)
Molecular function (GO): oxidoreductase activity, acting on paired donors, with incorporation or reduction of molecular oxygen; heme binding; monooxygenase activity
Source: RefSeq, a predicted model, not a curated record